Molecule: messenger RNA, 2102 nt
Organism: Anopheles coluzzii
Lineage: Eukaryota; Metazoa; Arthropoda; Insecta; Diptera; Culicidae
Gene: car
Product: vacuolar protein sorting-associated protein 33A
Exons: 3
Coding region: 252-2069 (605 amino acids)
Biological process (GO): vesicle-mediated transport; intracellular protein transport
Cellular component (GO): lysosome; CORVET complex
Source: RefSeq, a predicted model, not a curated record
GUCACUGGUCCGCCUAUCUGUCAAAACGGGCAUUUACGAGACCAGAUAAUUGAACAGAUUCUAGCUAAAAGUGUAUUGAUAAAAACGAGUCGUGCAUUAACUUAGUGCUAAAAUGUGUUCUAUUUACUUGAUUUACCUCUAGUAUUAUUGUAAUUCACAAUUGGACUCACGCCGUUGUGCAUACUUUUCCCUAAGGACAAAGGACAACAAACACUCCUCGUCAUAUCGAACACCUUUUUCAUAACAAACCGAUGGUAAUGAACAUGUAUUCCCAUCUUUCGGGAGGUCGGGCUAACGUACAGCUGCUGCAGGAAGCAGCCGUACGGGAGUUUGUAAAGAUUCUUGAUCGCUGCGAAGGCACAAAGGCAAUCAUUUGGGAUGAGUCAUUGGGUGGGCCGGUGGGGCUUGUGGCACGAUACACGUUCCUCAAGGAGCACCACGUUACCAAGAUGUAUCCGCUCCGGUCGGAAGCGUGGACGGACAUCGAUGUGAAGAACAUUAUCUUCAUAACACGCCCCCAUCAAACGCUGAUGGAUUACAUUGCCAACAACAUUCACGAGGAGGAGCGGAAACGAAAAGUUUCUCGCAAAGAGUAUUUUCUGUACUUUCUGCCGAAAAAAUCCUUCCUGUGUGAAAAGCGGCUUCAAAUCAAGGGCGUACACGGCAGUCUGUCCUACAUUGGCGAGUUUCGCUGCGAGUUUUUCCCAUUCGACAACGAUCUGCUUUCGAUGGAGCUGAAAGAUGCCUACAAAGAGAUCUACCUCGAGGGUGACACGAGCAGUCUGCACCAGUCGGCGUGUGCGCUUGUCGCGCUGCAGAAAUUGUAUGGCCGCAUUCCGAAGGUGUACGGCAUCGGCGGCUACGCGCAGCGCGUCUGGGAGAUGACGAAAGCGCUGACCGAGGAGGACGGGCAUGUGAUGAACAGCGAGAAGGGUGUCAUCGACCAGAUGAUCAUACUCGAUCGGUCGACCGACCUGAUGAGCGUGCUCGCCACGCAGCUCACCUACGAAGGGCUGAUCGAUGAGAUAUUCGGCAUCAACAAUACGACCGUCAAUCUGCCGGCGGAAAAAUUCAACACAGGCGAGGGUCUAUCUACGGACCGCAACACGGAGAAAAGCCAAUUCAUACUGAACUCGAAGGAGCAGCUGUACGCGGAGCUGCGGGACAAAAACUUCAAUGCGGUGGGGGCGGUUCUCUCCCGCAUGGCCAAAUCGAUACGAUCGCGGGCGAACGAGAACCAUGGCGAAAAAUCGAUCCAGGAGCUGAAAAAGUUCGUCGAAAGUUUGCCACACAUCAAAUCGAACGAGCAGUCGCUGGCCACACACACCACGAUUGCCGAGCUGGUGCAGGACGUGAUCUCGUCGCACGCCUUUCUGGAUGUGCUGGGCUGCGAGCAGGAGUUUCUGCUCUGCUCGGACGUGGACAAACCGAACAGCUUCAUCGAGGAUAUGAUCGCGAAGGAGGCACCGCUGCGCAGUGUUCUGCGCCUGAUCUGCAUGCAAUCGAUCGCUGGGACGGGGCUCAAGCCGAAGGUGCUGGACUACUACAAGCGCGAGCUGGUGCAGGUGUACGGUUUGAAAACGCUGCUCACGCUGGGUAAUCUCGAAAAGGCGGGACUGCUGCGUCAGCAGACCGGCUCGCGCACCUAUCACGUGCUGCGCAAAACGCUCAACCUGACCGCCGAAACGCCGGAAGAAGUUUCACCAAAGGAUAUCACGUACGUGCACAGCAUCUACGCACCGCUGUCCGUGCGCAUCAUCGAGCAGCACCUGAAACCGAACGGAUGGCAACUGCUGACCGAAAAGCUGUCCUCGCUGCCCGGCCCAACGUUUGAGGAUUUUCAGGCAUCGCCCAGCUUGAGCAGCCGGCGUGGUUCGUUCACCAGCGAGCUGUCCCAGUCCGACAUUCCGCGCGUGAUUGUGGUGUUUUUCGUCGGAGGGUGUACCUUUGCGGAAAUAUCAGCGCUUCGCUUUCUGGCGCAACAGGACGAUAACAACGUCGAGUUUCUCAUCUGCACGACGAAGUUGAUCAACAAGAACACGUUCCUUGAUUCGUUUAUAGAAAAUUGAGCUGGCUAAUAAAUGUAUGUUAUCUAAUUGCUA